AGGAGGAGGUGUCGGGGACAGUUUGUUGUGCUCCGGCUGCGAACAUGGCGGGCGUCGGCGACUCGGCCGCCGGCGCCGCAGCCUCCUCGGGCGGCGGCCGGGACGGCAAGGAGCGGGACAGCCGCGGCGAGGGCGAGCAGCCGCCGGCCGGAGGCGGCCCGGGCCCGGGCGGCGGCAGCCAGCGCUUCCCCGCGGGCCCCGGCCCCGGCGGCGUCCUCGGGCCCCCGGCCCCGCAGCUCACCGAGACCCUGGGCUUCUACGAGAGUGACCGGCACCGGGAGAAGCGCCGGAGCCGCUCAGAGCUUUCAUUGUUGAGGUUCCUCAGUGCUGAACUAACCAGAGGGUACUUCCUCGAACAUAAUGAGGCAAAGUAUACAGAAAGAAGAGAAAGAGUAUACACAUGUAUGCGAAUACCAAAGGAACUGGAAAAGCUUAUGAUCUUUGGAAUCUUUCUGUGCCUGGAUGCAUUUCUCUAUGUGUUCACCCUACUUCCUUUGAGAGUUUUUCUGGCAUUAUUCCGAUUCUUCACUUUGCCUUGUUAUGGCUUAAGGGACAGACGUUUGCUCCAGCCUGCUCAGAUCUGUGACAUCUUGAAGGGUGUGAUAUUGGUCAUUUGCUUCUUCAUGAUGCACUAUGUCGAUUACUCCAUGAUGUAUCAUCUGAUAAGGGGACAGUCUGUUAUCAAACUUUAUAUCAUCUACAACAUGCUGGAGGUUGCCGAUCGGUUGUUUUCAUCAUUUGGCCAAGAUAUUUUAGAUGCUCUUUAUUGGACAGCAACAGAACCUAAAGAAAGAAAAAGAGCCCAUAUUGGUUUGAUUCCUCAUUUUUUCAUGGCUGUGCUUUAUGUCUUUCUGCAUGCAAUUCUUAUUAUGGUUCAAGCAACAACUCUCAAUGUAGCUUUUAAUUCACACAACAAGUCACUGCUUACUAUCAUGAUGUCUAAUAAUUUUGUUGAAAUAAAAGGAAGCGUUUUUAAGAAGUUUGAGAAGAACAAUCUUUUUCAAAUGUCCAAUAGUGAUAUUAAGGAGCGGUUCACGAAUUACGUGCUCCUGCUGAUCGUGUGUCUCAGGAACAUGGAGCAGUUCUCCUGGAAUCCAGACCACCUUUGGGUAUUGUUCCCAGAUGUCUGCAUGGUGAUUGCCUCAGAAACUGCUGUGGAUAUUGUGAAGCAUGCCUUUAUCACCAAAUUCAACGACAUUACCGCAGAUGUCUACAGUGAGUACAGAGCUAGCCUUGCUUUUGACCUUGUUAGCAGCCGCCAGAAAAAUGCAUACACUGAUUAUAGUGAUUCUGUUGCACGGAGAAUGGGCUUUAUUCCUCUUCCACUGGCUGUUUUACUCAUCAGAGUUGUAACAAGCUCAAUUAAAGUGCAAGGAAUCCUGUCUUAUGCCUGUGUCAUACUCUUCUAUUUUGGGUUGAUAACACUUAAAAUUCUUAAUAGUAUCGUGCUAUUGGGAAAGUCAUGUCAGUAUGUCAAAGAAGCCAAAAUGGAAGAAAAGUUGUUUAAUCCUCCUCCAACCAGCACACCAGGAAAAACAUCUAAUAAAUCACAAAACAAAUAUAAAUUCUCCCAAGGACAUACUGAAGAAGAGACCUUAUCAGCUUCCAUCAUUAACCAACCCGUACAUCAAAAGGAAACUCCGGCACCGUCACUUGUCACCAGCAGUUCCGAUCAGUUCCUGACGACGCCAGACGGUGACGAGAAAGACAUCACUCAAGAGAAUUCGGAAUUGAAACACAGAUCCUCAAAGAAAGACUUGCUGGAAAUUGACAGGUUUACAAUUUGUGGAAACAGAAUUGACUAACUUCUUUGACUUUGUGUGCUUAGGAUACUGAGCGUGGGGGCAGCGCAGCCGAGGCUAAGCUCCCAGAAUGGACAAAUGCCAGACGUGGCGCCUAAAUAUUUAUUUAAAAAAACUUAAAUUAUUCAUGGCAAACAUAUUAGUAUCUUUCUACAGACGACUUGGUUUGGUUGCUGAUCAGAUCAAGUAACAACAGAGAUCUCUAACUUGCUAUGUGGAAAAUGUGAUGAAUUAUGAAAACCUCUCCCUGCUUGGCAGAGUGACCGUUUCUUUCUUUUCAAUAGACUGAAACAAAAGCAGAAUCCCUUUGGCUUUGUCAAACUGUGCUUCCAGAACAUAAAAUAUUGCCUCACGGCUUCUUCAGUAGAAAAAUAUACCUGGAAAGCUGUGAAAUCCUUAACGUGACGCUCCCUUCCCAAUGUCCUGUUUCAUAAGCACUUUUGAAACUUUUCCUCCAUCUGCCAAAGCAUUAAAGAGAAAUGAACUUUGAUAAAAUUAAAAGCCACAAUAAAUGUUAUCACCACUCAGAAUAAUCCUUGAAGAUGUAUCUGAACUAAUCAGAAUAAAAGACUAUCUUAAAUAAGACAUGAUGCAUAGUAGCAUUUUAUCUAAAAACUAAGUUAGUGAGAGUUCAUUAAAAAAAAAAAAAUUUAGAGAAGGGUCUACAUAACUG
This is a messenger RNA of Sarcophilus harrisii (Tasmanian devil), 2475 nucleotides long. RefSeq names its product transmembrane anterior posterior transformation 1 (gene TAPT1). The coding region runs from base 45 to 1805 and encodes 586 amino acids. Gene Ontology annotation, cellular component: endoplasmic reticulum membrane; ciliary basal body. Gene Ontology annotation, biological process: maintenance of protein localization in endoplasmic reticulum; positive regulation of cilium assembly. The transcript is spliced from 14 exons. Lineage: Eukaryota; Metazoa; Chordata; Mammalia; Dasyuromorphia; Dasyuridae. The record is from RefSeq and is a predicted model, not a curated record.